GGAACACGCGGGUCCGGAGGGCCGGGGAAGGCGCGGCCUCGUCGACCGGGAGAGAGGCUGCUCUAGCUUGAGGAGCUACAAUCGAGGCGUUUAUUCGAGUACUUGAAAGAUCCGCCGGGUAGAGAACGACGUCGAGUUUUGCUUCGCUUCGUCCUUCGCAACUUCGCAUUCCUGGUAACUCCAAAGUGGCUUUAAUGCUGCUGUCGGCUGCCGCUUGUAAGCGCUGGGUUCCUGGACCCUCAAACUGAGGACGUAAAUUCUCUUUAAGGACUUUUGGACAGGUUUACUCACGGUGGCUUCCAUCCUUCAACAAAUGCCAAGCAUCCCUACAGAAACGUGAUAUAUGUAUAGCUCAGGUAAAACAUGAUUUCCGGUCCCUUUAAAACAAAGCUUUCAACAGUGUUUCCUGCCUACGCACAAUGAUUCUAAAUAAAAUCUUUUAUACUAUGCUUGGGAUCUUAACCAUGCAUUGCAGCUUUUGUUUAGUGGAUGGAGAUGCUGUGGCUCACAUCUUUCCUUCAUCCCCUUUAAUUGAAAGUGGUUCUACCUUGAAAGUUUUUUGUAGACUGGGCAAAAAACUUUUUCCAUAUAAAAAUGCAAGUCAUAUCAUCUGGACACUGAAUGAUGUUGUGAUUGCAGAAGAAAACUACCAAAUUAUCAAUGAUUCUGUCUCUGGAGUAGUUAUUCAUAAUUUCACUUAUGGAAGAGCUCACGUUAAAUGUUUUGUUGAUUCUCCGUUUAAAAAGCAACACCUGGCUCACUCUGAAGUUAGAUCAGGGUUUCCUCCACAACCUCCUGAAAUUAUUUUCUGCAUCUUUUUUUACAAAAGUGGCUCAACUCUUACUUGCACAUGGACAUAUGAAAGGAACACUGAAACAGUCUAUACUCUCACUAAACAGAUGUUAGAACCGAAUGAGGAAGAAAACUGUUCAACGAAAGGGGCUUCAACAUUAGCAGGCGAUGAGAUACUAAGCUGCUCAACCAAAAAUGAUUCAUGUACAAUAUUCAAUCAACCAAUUUCUGGUCGGGAAUAUCGUGUUCAGGUGACAGCAAGAAAUCGCUUAGGGGAAGCAACGUCUGAGCCUGUUUGCAUAAUUUCUACAAAAAUUUUGAAGACUGAUCCUCCUCGCAUAACUAAAAUAGAAACAGUUCCAGGGAUGAAGCAAACGCUAAGAGUUCAUUGGAAAAAACCUCGGUAUAUGCCUCGAAGUGCUGAGAAUAAUACAAAGUACCAAAUUCGAUACAAAUCCAUAAUGGGAAAUGGCACGAAAGAUUACUUCAUGGAAGAAGACAGUGGAACAAUUGAUCUCAUUAAUCUGUGGGAUUGUACAAACUAUACUGUUGACAUUCGGUGCGCUCAUAAUGGCUCAAAGUUUUGGAGUGAGUGGAGUGCAGAAAAAAUGGGAACAACAGAAGAACAAGCUCCCUUGAAAGUAGACUUGUGGCGUGUACUUGAAUCGCAUCAGCCCACUGGAAGCAGAACUGUGUACCUUUUGUGGAAGAAACAUGAAGAAUUCCCAUCUUCUGGAAGAAUAGAUAGCUAUAGAAUAAAGUAUUUUACAGAAAGCAAGCCUCCUUUUGAAAAAACUGUCAAUGCUAAAAAUAAUUCCUGUAAUUUUGGACUGACAGGGGAAGCCUAUGUGAUCAGUGUUGUUGCUCAUAAUAUAGCUGGAGAUUCUCCUGAGGCUGUUUUGAAAAUUCCAUCAAUACAUGAAGAAAGCAUGAAUCUCCAAAGGAUUCUUAGCUUGAAUACUUCUGCUUUAAAGGAACACUUGUUUUUGGAAUGGGAAACUUCAGAGUUAGAAAUAAAUGAAUACAUUAUAGAAUGGUAUAAUGAAUUGGAGACAGAUCCAUACAACAGAUCUUGGGAAUACAUAACAAAUGCCACAAACUGGACAUUUCCAAAAGGAACCUUCAAUCCUUAUAUAUGUUACAACAUUUCAGUGUAUCCCUUACAUAAAGGUGAAGUAAAAGCGCCGAGUUCCACCAGAACCUACUUUCAAGAAGGAAGCCCAAUCCGAGGUCCUACUGCUGUGGUGAAAUAUUUUGAUAAAAGUGAAGCUGCCAUAACAUGGGAGGAAAUUAAAAAAGCAGACAGACGUGGUGAUAUUAUUAACUACACUAUAUUUUACAAAGCUGAUGGUGGAAAAGAAUUGGGAGAAACAGUAAGUGCUGAUGUGCUAGAAUACCACCUUAAAUCCUUGCAAGCUAACACCAAGUACACAGCUCAUGUUAUGGCAAACACCAUGGCUGGAGGAACCAAUGGAACAGAGAUAGAUUUCAUCACCCAUAAACUUAGUGAGACAGAUAUUAUUCUUCUGUUUGUCAUUGUUGGAUUUUUCAUGCUGUGCUUAACAACUGUUGGGUUAUUGUGGGCUCUGAAAAGACACACGUUGAAAAAGAUUUGCUGGCCUGAAAUCCCACAUCCGGUACUACCAAGUUUUCCCAAUGGAUUUCAGGAGAAAACAAUGUUGAGAAACUCACCCUCUGAGAAUGAGACACUCAGUGUUUUGAGGGUAGAUCCUUGUGGAAAGGAUCAUGAUGAAUUAAACUUGCUGACCCUUGAAACCUCGUUGAACCAGACUGAUGUUACCUCAGACUUCUUGAUGGCCAACCAUGAGAUUUUGUGCAGUGAAGAACAUGAAUCUAUAGUACCUCUUGCACAAUCAACCUCUCUGGAGCAUGAUUUCAGGAAUCCACCAAUUCCAGUUCCAAAAGUGGAUUCUACAGAUUAUGGAGAUGAUCAGCCAGAGUUGGAGGAGAAAACUGAGUUCAACCUAUAUUUGAAAAACUCAGUCCGUACAAGAGAGUUCUUAGGCCAAAAUACAGAAGGAACAAAAGCCCAGCCAGCUUUUGUGACAGGACAGGGUUAUGUGGCACUAGAUGCAGUUAAACUGUUCUCAAAGCGUUAAUAUAUUGUCCCUGUUCAGAGUAAUUUAAUGGAGCAUGAGACUCUUAAUCUCAGGGUCGGUGUUUGAGUCCUACGUUGGGCAUUGCAGGGGUUUGGACUAG
Lacerta agilis (Sand lizard) is the source of this 3012-nucleotide messenger RNA. It is a transcript of the gene IL31RA, whose product is annotated as interleukin 31 receptor A. Bases 420 to 2912 code for a protein of 830 amino acids. Gene Ontology annotation, cellular component: external side of plasma membrane; signaling receptor complex. Gene Ontology annotation, molecular function: cytokine binding; cytokine receptor activity. NCBI's taxonomy places the organism in Eukaryota, Metazoa, Chordata, Lepidosauria, Squamata, Lacertidae. The transcript is spliced from 18 exons. Gene Ontology annotation, biological process: cytokine-mediated signaling pathway. The record is from RefSeq and is a predicted model, not a curated record.